Molecule: messenger RNA, 1855 nt
Organism: Atta colombica
Lineage: Eukaryota; Metazoa; Arthropoda; Insecta; Hymenoptera; Formicidae
Product: trans-Golgi network integral membrane protein 2-like
Exons: 4
Coding region: 251-1780 (509 amino acids)
Source: RefSeq, a predicted model, not a curated record
CUGUCCAGCAAAUGUAGGAAAAUUGAAUUGGAGAGGUUAUGGUAGAUGAACAUAACUUAUGCAAGGUAUUGCAUUUUUAAAACUAAUUGUGCGAGUGAGAAUAUUCAAGAUUUAAAAAAAAAUGAUCGGUUUCCAGAAGGAUUAAAGUAAACAAAACAAAAUUAUGUUCAUUAACCGAUAGAGCGACAGUGUAUUUACUAGUCCGUACGAUAGAGGCUGAAAAAUCAUUUCUGAACAAAAAAAGAAAAUAAUGGAAAACCGUUACACCAAUUUAUUUCGUGUCAUCUUAAUACUAAACUGCCUUGUCCUAUUUCUUUCUUUUACGGGAGUGAGAAGCGCACCAGUGGCAUUGACAAUGAGUAUCAUAGACGUUAUGAAAAAUGACUCGAAAAUAUGCUCGACAUCUAACUUUUUAUAUGAUUCAAAGUAUACAAAACCUUGUGGAUCCAUUGAAUAUCCCAUUGAUCCUUGGAAAUACUUUAAUUCAUCAACUUUAAAUAAUUUUCUGUGUUUAGGAGUUUACGAUACAGCAUAUAAGAUUUGUCAAUAUUCUAAUCAGUCACAUCCCUUUCCUUUCAAUAAUACAGCAACAUUUGAUUCGCACGUGGAGAAAUAUCUUAAUAAAAAGAAACAAGAAGAUGUUUGCACCAGUCUACAGGGAUUUACACUACUGUAUAAUAAAAUAGAGUCACUUUGGAAAUCAUUGGUCGAAAGUCUUAAGAUACCUCAUAUAUGUGGCAAAAUAUGUUUUGAUUUUCAUGAUAAGUUUCAACCACUGUGCGCAGUAUUAGCUUUGAUUAAAAACAUUGAUGAUAAUAUGAUAAAAAAUGUAAAAGAAGUAGAAACAAAACAUGAUCUUGUGACAUCUGAUAAACCGCAUGUAAGUCAGUCCAAGGACGAAGUAAUGGAUAAUAUUAAAACAACAUCAGUUGAAUCUAAAAAAACAGAAACAAAAGAAAUUAAAGAAAGGGAGCAAAUUGUAGAUUCUAAUAGUAAAAAAGGUAACGCAAAUAUACCUGAUGACGUACCAUUUACAUAUAUAAAAUCCAACGAAGAAAAAACAAAAUUUGCUACUGAAAAAGAGAAUACCCAAAAUAAUAACCAGAAAAAAAUAAAUAAUACUUCAGAAACACAAGCUCAUAAAUCAGCAUCUGCAAUAUUUAAAGAAAAUAAAGAGUAUAAUAUUGAUACUGAACUUGAUACCAAUGCUGAAGUUCCAAAACCUAUAAAAAAUAUUUCUCCAAAUAGCAAUUCACAAGCUCCAUCAGUAAAUAAAGCUAUAAAUAAUAUAAAUAAAAACGUAGAAGAAAAUGCACAGAAAUCUAAUAAGGAGCAAAAUGUUGAUGAAUUAAAACCUAGUACAUUAUCCGAAAAUACGCAAGAUCAUUAUGAUGCUCCAAAUCCAGAAGAAAAUAUGGAAAAUGAUAUAGAUGAUGUAGAUGACACAAUUCAACAUCCAGAUACAGGAAAUCAAAAUGAAAAUGUGCAAGAAAUCAUUGAACAGAAGAAUAAUGAUAGAUUAACGGAAUACUCUACUAUGGGAACGGAAGAUUCUCAUUUUUUUACUUAUUUUACUGUGAUUACUUUGGCUUGUCUUGCUGGGUACAUAGGUUAUCAUAAUAAACAAAAGAUAUUUGCUAUUGUAUUAGAGGGUCGAAGAUCAAGAAGUAAUCGUGGUAGACGACGACCAAGUACGGCAAGCUACCGAAAACUGGAUUGUACACUUGAAGAAGCUGUUACCUCGCAAUGUAAUGCUAAUGUUACUCAUGUCAUAUAUUAAUGCGAAUAGAGUAUCAUAAAUUUUAUAAUAUCUGUAUUAUAGCAUAACAAGUGUAAUAUAUUUUGUAUUUAAGCA